AUGGUCAACGCCAACCGCCUCUCUCUCCUCCUAUCAUUCACACUCCUCCUCCCCUCUCUCCGCCUCUCCCUCUCCACAUCGCCACCACAACAAGAGCCAGAUACCCCAAUCAACCGCUUCCAACAAUACCUGAGAUUCAACACAGCCCAUCCGAACCCAAACUACUUAGCUCCAGUCUCUUUCCUAACCUCCUUAGCCCAAUCCCUCGGUCUGAUUAUCCAAACUCUCGAAUUCAUACCUAAUAAACCUGUUCUUCUCAUAACCUGGCAAGGCUCAAACCCAUCCCUCCCUUCACUUCUUUUCAACUCCCACCUAGACUCUGUCCCAGCUGAACCUUCCAAAUGGACCCACCCUCCUUUCUCCGCCACUCUAACCGCGGAUGGAAAAAUCUUUGCACGUGGAGCUCAAGAUGACAAGUGCAUAGCAAUUCAGUACCUAGAAGCAAUCCGCAACUUAAAAGAAAGAAACUUUGUCCCUACAAGGACAAUACACAUUUCUUAUGUUCCUGAUGAGGAGAUUGGUGGGUUUGACGGGGCUGAUAAGUUUGUUAAGUCUAAAGAGUUUAAAGAUUUGAAUGUUGGGUUUGUUUUAGAUGAAGGCCAGGCUUCAGUUAAUAAUGAGUUUAGAGUUUUUUAUGCGGAUAGGUCGCCUUGGAAUUUGAUUAUUAAGGCUAAAGGAGCGCCUGGGCAUGGGUCGAGAAUGUUUGAUAAUGGAGCUAUGGAGAAUUUGAUGAAGAGUGUUGAGGUUAUCAAUAGGUUCAGAGAUAGUCAGUCUGAUGUUGUUAAGGCUGGAAAGGCUGCGAACUCGGAGGUUAUUUCAGUUAAUCCUGUUUUUCUGAAAGCUGGGAUUCCUUCCCCAACUGGUUUUGUGAUGAAUAUGCAGCCUUCGGAGGCAGAAGCAGGGUUUGAUCUUAGAUUGCCUCCUACCGCGGACCCGAAUCUUAUGAAGAAAAGAAUUGCUGAAGAGUGGGCGCCGGCUAUACGAAACAUGACAUACGAGAUAAUUGAGAAAGGACCGUUAAGAGAUUACAUGGGACGCCCAUUGAUGACAGCAACAGAUGAUUCAAAUCCAUGGUGGUCUGUUUUCAAGCAAGCCAUUGCAGCAGCUGGAGGAAAACUUGCAAAGCCUGAAAUAUUGCCUUCAACUACUGAUGCACGGUUCAUGAGAGAGUUGGGAAUUCCCGUUUUUGGAUUCUCUCCAAUGACAGAUACCCCCAUCUUAUUGCAUGACCAUAACGAGUUCUUGAAAGAUGCCGUAUUCUUGAAGGGAAUUGAGGUUUAUGAACAUAUAAUCAGUGGUUUGAGUUUGUUUGAGGAAGCUAAUUCAAUAUAG
Messenger RNA from Dovyalis caffra, 1332 nucleotides. The record is from the annotation of a GenBank genome assembly. Lineage: Eukaryota; Viridiplantae; Streptophyta; Magnoliopsida; Malpighiales; Salicaceae.